Suillus discolor is the source of this 1686-nucleotide messenger RNA. RefSeq lists its product as uncharacterized. The record is from RefSeq and is a predicted model, not a curated record. The transcript is spliced from 8 exons. NCBI's taxonomy places the organism in Eukaryota, Fungi, Basidiomycota, Agaricomycetes, Boletales, Suillaceae. Bases 1 to 1686 code for a protein of 561 amino acids.
AUGACACCUUCGGAGAUAGCAAACAACGCUCUCCAGGCUACGCUCGAGACUGUACAAUCAUUGAUGAAGCGAUGUAUGAAAUUAAAGGAAAGUGAUCCAGGCACACUGAAUGUAUCGGAUGAAAUCGCCAGACGCCUGUACUGGGAGCACUCCAAGGCUGGCAUUUUUGUGUCAUUGCCCGACUGGAAGACCGUCAUAGACGACGACCCACGCAUUAGGAGUCACCCGCGGUUCCACAAGACCAGUGGACUACCGCCCCUCCAUCUUGCCCGAACACAACCCCUCCACGUCGGCGUCAGCGGUCCCGGAGGAGGCUGCAAAACCUCUUGCAGAAUCCAUCCCUGUAAUGAUGCCGGCGACUGCCAUCUCACUCCCGUGUUGCAAACCUUGGAGGUUCCGGUAAUGGAACCCAUGGUAUCGGACAUCCGAAGUAGCGCUGCCGACACAACGGCAUGGGAGGCAUUGACCCCCCUUCCACAUUCCAUCGCUCCCGUGAUGGUGAGACACAAUAUCCCUAUGGUUGGAGGUAUGAAGACACAACCGGAGACAGCCUCGCGGCCCAGGAAGACGAAAAGGAAAGCAGAAGAGAGCGACAAUGAUGGCAAAGAAGCGGAGGUAUUGAGCGGACUCACACCAACGCCCAUAUCCCAGAAACCAAUUCGCAAACGGAAGAAGAAGUUUAUGUCGGAUGAAGAGGACCACAGGGCCGCUGGUACCAUUGUUGUUAAGCACAAGGCUUUGUCGGUCAAGACAUUCAAUGUUGUGGCUCCAGAUGCCACAUCAGCAGGUACUUCCGCACCAGGAUGGCUGGAUGACAGAGGCUUUUGGGAUGAAGAAACCAGGCCUGCCGGAUGGGGUCUGGAUUCCAACAUCGCCACAACGGUGGAGCAAUCCGUUCGCUACCACUCCCGGAAAUGUGACAAAUGUGUCAAGUUGAAGGUUCCUUGCGUUGUUCUUCCUGACAAGAAGUUCGGAUUCACCAGACUAGCCUGCGCAAACUGCGAUGAAAUGAAGAUCGCCUGCACGAUUGACGGCGCUGGUGUGAGGCAGAGGUUGCAAGUAAAGGCGAAGGAAGCUGUGGGCGAAGCGAAUAUCAAUCCUCUUCCCAAACGUCCCAGGACACGGGCAAACAAGUCGCGCCCUGCCGCCAAAAGUCUGGAAAAAUCUGCUCCAGCGAAGACCACGAAACCGGCCACAUGUUCCAACUCGCGUGCGGCGCAAACGGUUGCCGUGGACGAUACACUGAAUGAACAACCCACGAGGCCUAAAUACGAGGCUCCGCUGGCACCCCACAACAUGGGGUCGUCGGAUCUUUCCACACCCUCGGAAGCAGCGCUCCCUGCAAUAGUAUCCAUCCCGGCGCCAUUUCAGCCAUCGUUACCCACCAAUCUUUCGGAGCCGGAACCUAGCGGAAGGGAUAUACUGCGAAGCAUCCAGGACCUUGGUAGGAGAUUCGAUCUCCUUGCAACCAAUGAGCGGGUGGAUGUGUUGGAUGUGAGGGUUGAUUCGGUGGAGGACAGGUUUGGAUGGAGGCUAAUGGAGCUGGAGAAACAGAUCACUGCCUCGGAUGCGCGUUGGCAUCCUGGCUCCUCCAAUGAUUCCAAAUACAAACUGCAAAAUGCCGCCAUUGAUGAACGCCUGGGAAUUUCGACGGUCGGUAGGGAACAAACAUAUGCGUGCAAUUAG